CACACUACAUCACUAGGUUUCGUUCAGCUGUAAUUCCAAACAGUUCUUCUGCAUUUGACUUUUUUUUUUCAAUGCGAUGCUGCAACAGAUAUUAUUUAAACAUUAUUAACAGAGAUGUUCUUAUGGCUACCUGCCAAAACAUCUUAUUCGCAGCAGCAAUAUUCAGUAACAUUCUGGCAGCAGCUCCAAAACAUGAAUUCGUCUCUUGUCGCACCGAACAUGACCGCCGUUGCCCAGGAGCUAGCAGGCUUUCUGAGGGAGAGCUUCCUCGUGGUUUUCACCAAAAAUAUCGUGGCUGUGCUGGUUUGGAUGACGUUGAGUUUAAUCAACAGCAGCAUGGUGGGGACCUUCCUGAAGCACAGCCUCUUCUACGAGGACCCGCGCUACAUCAUGUUCAUCGCCAUGGUAAUCAACGACACAGUGCAGCUGACCCUGGUGACGACCCUCUACGUGAUCAGCUACCUGUUCUUCAAGGUCCAUGCUUCAGCCUGCUGCGUGCUGGUGAUGGUGGCUGUGCUGACCACCCGCUGCACCCCCUUCAUCCUGGCUGGUAUGGCGGUGGAGCGCUAUACGGCCAUCUGCUUCCCACUGCACAACCAGCAUAUCUGCACGGUAGGGCGCACGGUGCUACUCAUUGGCGCCAUCUUGCUGCUGUCCUGGUCAAUGCCCAUGACGGACCUCUUCAUCACCCUGGCCAAGAAGCCCCUUGGCCUGUUCCACUCCUAUGUCUUCUGCGACCAUUCGCUGCUCUUCACCGACCCCUCCAUCUAUUUGAAGAACCUUGCCUUUGACGCAGUCUUCCUCUCAUUCAUCUUCCUCACGCUCUUCUACACCUACUUUAAGAUAGUGCUGGUGGCCCGGGCAGCAUCAGGAGACCUGCAGUCUGUAAGGAAGGCCAGGAACACAGUGCUUCUCCAUGGCCUGCAGCUGAUGCUCUGCAUGCUUGCAUUCGUGGUCCCCUCCAUGCAAGCCCUCCUCAUCCAGUACUUCCCCAAAUACAGCCUGGAGAUUCGCUACGUCAACUUCCUGCUGGUCUACAUCAUACCACGCUUCCUCAGCCCCAUGAUCUAUGGAUUCAGGGACGAGAAGUUCCGGAAGUAUUGGGUCAGUUACAUAAUGAUAAAGAAUACAAAAGUCCAUCUGACCAUCAAAUAGCAUCAAUAGUGAUGGAUAAAUAAGAAGACAAAAAUAUGUGCAUUAUUUUUCACUUGAACUAUUUUGUUAAUAUUUCCUUAUUGAAACACAUUUUGCGAACAAAGAAAAAAAAAUGUUGAAGUAUUCAAGCUGGAAAAAAUAUAUUCAUUUCUUAUUUACACACACACACACACACACACACA
Brienomyrus brachyistius is the source of this 1337-nucleotide messenger RNA. Its product is annotated as odorant receptor 131-2-like. NCBI's taxonomy places the organism in Eukaryota, Metazoa, Chordata, Actinopteri, Osteoglossiformes, Mormyridae. Gene Ontology annotation, cellular component: membrane. Gene Ontology annotation, biological process: G protein-coupled receptor signaling pathway. The coding region runs from base 115 to 1155 and encodes 346 amino acids. The record is from RefSeq and is a predicted model, not a curated record. Gene Ontology annotation, molecular function: G protein-coupled receptor activity. The transcript has 2 exons.